Molecule: messenger RNA, 906 nt
Organism: Pseudozyma hubeiensis SY62
Lineage: Eukaryota; Fungi; Basidiomycota; Ustilaginomycetes; Ustilaginales; Ustilaginaceae
Product: thiopurine S-methyltransferase
Exons: 2
Coding region: 1-906 (301 amino acids)
Molecular function (GO): S-adenosylmethionine-dependent methyltransferase activity
Source: RefSeq, a predicted model, not a curated record
AUGCUGAGGCUGCUGAGCAUCACACGCUUCGCCCAUACUACUCGUUGCGCUUCGACCAAGAGGCUCACCGCUCACCUUUCCGGCUUCCACCACCUCGUCCAGCCAAACGAAAUAAAAAUGGCAUCCUCACUCUCCAAGGACGACCAGAUCCAGAAUCUGCGAAAACUGUUCGCUGACUCCGACGUCCCAAACGAUCCGAAAGCAUGGGACAAGGCUUGGGUCGACAGCACCACACCGUGGGACGCGAACAAACCUCAGCCCGCCCUGGUGGAGCUGCUCCAAGGUGCACACGAUGCCGACACUCAGGUCCCUGACGCCGACGGCAAUCCUAUUCCCAUCUCUCAAGCGAUUCCCAAAGGUGAUGGCACGGCAGUGGUUCCCGGUUGCGGAAGGGGUUAUGACGCAAAAGUAUUCGCCGAGCGUGGGAUGACGACGUACGGUGUCGACAUCAGCUCCGCUGCUGUCGCUGCAGCGAACAAGUGGCUCGAUGACCAAAAUCUUUCUACUGAUCUCGACUCGAGGGUCAACUUCGCCGAAGCCGACUUCUUCUCCCUCGGAAGCAACAAGAGCGUAGUAUCGGAGCUGUCCAAGCCGGGGCAGGCAAGGCUCGCGUACGAUUACACUUUCUUGUGCGCCAUUCCGCCUCCACUUCGCACGCAGUGGGCCGAGACCUACACAAGACUUUUGCAGAAGGAUGGAAUGCUCAUCGCUCUCGUCUUCCCCAUCCAGGGAGACCGUCCUGGAGGUCCACCUUUUUCCAUCUCGCCUCAGCUGGUCCGCGAGCUGCUCGGUUCGCAGAAGAACGCGGAUUCGAGCGCUGCCUGGAAGGAGCUGGCUGAGUUGAAGCCCAAGGGACCAGAGACACGGCCGGAUGUCGAGCGAAUUAUGGUUUGGCGACGCUCAUGA